This is a messenger RNA of Penicillium griseofulvum, 1248 nucleotides long. RefSeq lists its product as uncharacterized. The coding region runs from base 1 to 1248 and encodes 415 amino acids. The transcript has 8 exons. The record is from RefSeq and is a predicted model, not a curated record. NCBI's taxonomy places the organism in Eukaryota, Fungi, Ascomycota, Eurotiomycetes, Eurotiales, Aspergillaceae.
AUGGUUAAAACUACGUAUGCCCUUACGCUUUUUGCAGCUGCCAGCUUGGCGGCUCCAGUUCCGCAGCUCAAUGGCCGUGCCGAGAAGCAGGCUUCAGUCGAGCACAAGAACCUCAUUGAGGAUAUUCCUAUCCUUGGACCUCUUCUUGGAGGGAAGCAAGGUGUCAAGCGCGAUGAUGCUAAGCCUCAACACAGCAAUCUCAUCGACGAUCUUCCGAUCAUUGGAGGUCUUCUUGGCAACGCCAAGCAGAACAAGCGCGGAGAUAUUGGACAAGACGGUAUUAGUGGCUUGCCCUUACUCGGAGGGCUGUUCGGAUCGCACCAACACACUGGUGGCGCGAAUGGCAUUACCAAGCGUGGAAACGGCGGCCAGAACUAUGGCCAGAACGACGGUCAGAACUAUGGCCAAAAUGGGGGUCAGAAUGCUGGCCAAAAUGCCGGCCAGAACGAAGGUCAGAACGAAGGUCAGAAUUCCGGCCAGAAUGUAGGCCAAAACGGAGGAAACGGCUGGAAGCGCAGCCUGGAAAGCAGCCUCAGCAGCCUCCCCAUCGUCGGAGAGCUUCUCAAGAAUAAACCCUCUCACAAGCACACCGAAACUCCGCCUAAGCAACUCAAUACCCGCGAGGCUGGCCGUCCCAAGGGUAUCUUCGGUCUCCUGCAGUCUCUGACUAGCGGCGAUCCCGUCAGCAAGAGCCACAAACGCGCCGCUGAAUUCGAUCAACUGGAACCAAUGGACGACCUCCUUGAAGGAGCCGUCGCGACUGGUCUGGAUGCUGCGUCUUCUGCUAACCCUUUUAUGAUGCGCCGUGAUGAGUCUGCCGCCCCCAAGGCAAACCAGGCCCCGCAGGGUAACCAGAAGGGAUCCCAGGGAGCCAAGGAGAGCAAGGCCUCCAGCGGCCUCCUCGGUACAUUAAUGAGCAAGGACGGCCCUCUUGGUGCUAUUAUGGGCAACGCCGAGCACGGCGUUGGCCUUUUCCCAAUGCGCCGUGACACCAACGAACUUGAGGCCCGGCAAGCGCCCCCCAUCCAGGGCGCCUCACUGACCAGUGUCCUCCUUGAGGGCGGUGCUUUGGGAAAGGUCACCAAACUUCUUUCUGGAGGUGCUGAGACUAAGCACGAUACCAACUCCCCUUCUAAGGUCGGCGACAUGUCCACUGCGGGUCCUCCCAACCCUGCCUCUGGUGCUGGCCCGCACUCUGGCCCUGGCCUUGCUGCUCAGAAGCAGGGACCCAAGGCUGCUUUUCAGUAA